AUGACUACUUUCGGGACAAAAAAUUUAGUCAACCAAAGUUCAUUCACUGUAAAUUUUCAAUGUGAUAGCACUGACAAUGUUCUGUGUGAAAAAGUUCAAUCAGCCUUUAUGAUGGCCGGAGAAAUCAUAAGUUCAGUUUUCAUAAUUGAAGUCCCGCUUACCCUUAACGCUACAUUCUCGAAUCUUAAUGAUUCUAGCAUUUUAGUAGCUAGUCCGUCGAGAUUUAUACCUCUGAUAUCUGAAGAUGGUGUUCCACGAUUGUAUCCCCAAUCACUCGUAAAACAAUUUAAAUUUGACGUUCAUCCAGCUGUAAAUUUUUGGUUUAAUGGAGAUGGACCAAUAAGUCCAGCCCAACAAAACAUACAUACAGUAAUAUUACAUGAAUUGUUUCACGGUCUUGGAUUUACAUCUGCAUGGAGAAAUCACAUUGACGCUAUAUUACAAUAUCCAACUAAUGCAUUAUCACCAGUUCCAUAUUUAAUUUAUAAACCAACAAAUAAUUUAUCUGAUAAUCCAAUUAUUUUUCAAGGAUUUAUAGAGACAAUAUUUGAUAAGUUUCUUGUAGUUCUUCCAGACGAUAAAACAUCAUCUCCAUCAAUUUCCACUUCAUUGUCAGCAUACACUUCAAAAUUAAAUGAGUUUGGUCCACCACCAACCGAAUUCUCUACAUCUAUUACAUUUGCAGAAUCUUUAAUAAUAUCACCGCAAUGGAAGAGUGUUGCUCCAUUAAUAUUUAAUAAAAGUAUCAUCGCAAAUACUUUGGUGUUUUUACCGAGAGGAUAUCAAUUAGUCAACGGAACUUAUUUAGAAACAAGUCUUAAUCCUUAUAUUUCAGGAUCUAGCGUUUCACAUGUUAGCUAUAAUAGUUAUACUAAUAGCCAAGAUUUUUUAAUGAGAUGUAAGUUGGAACCCGGGCUUACCAUUAGCGAUUUAAUUUCUAAAGGUGGAAAUUACCAGAACGGUGACAUUUCUGGAGUUAUCGGACCUAGAUUGAGAUCUAUCAUGGAAUCUAUAGGAUAUAAAACUCAGUCAAAUCCAAAUCCAAUAAUACCAAAAGUCCCACCAUCAGACAAUGUGACAAUAUUACCAAAUCUUAAUGAAAAUAUCACAUUUCAGGGUCCACUACCGCCAAUUAAUUCAUAUCAUAAAGCAUCUGGCACUAAUAGAUUUGUGGUGAGUAGUUUUACGAUUUGGAAUAGUAUAAUUAUGAUUCUAGGAUUAUCGUUUGUUCGAUGGGAAUUUGGUUAA
Messenger RNA from Dentiscutata heterogama, 1248 nucleotides. The record is from the annotation of a GenBank genome assembly. Lineage: Eukaryota; Fungi; Glomeromycota; Glomeromycetes; Diversisporales; Gigasporaceae.